Molecule: messenger RNA, 1572 nt
Organism: Leptosomus discolor (cuckoo roller)
Lineage: Eukaryota; Metazoa; Chordata; Aves; Leptosomiformes; Leptosomidae
Source: RefSeq, a predicted model, not a curated record
AUAUGGAUGUUAACAGGGGAUAAACUGGAGACCGCAACUUGCAUUGCAAAAAGUUCUCACUUAGUGUCUAGGACUCAAGAUAUUCACAUUUUCAGACCUGUUACCACUCGAGGAGAGGCUCACUUAGAACUAAAUGCCUUUAGGAGGAAGCAUGACUGUGCCUUGGUGAUAUCCGGGGACUCGCUUGAGGUCUGUCUGAAGUAUUAUGAGCAUGAAUUUGUAGAGUUGGCUUGUCAGUGUCCUGCUGUAGUGUGCUGCCGAUGUUCUCCCACCCAAAAAGCUCAUAUUGUGAAACUCCUACAGCACCACACUGGGAAACGGACGUGUGCAAUAGGUGAUGGAGGAAACGAUGUCAGCAUGAUCCAAGCAGCAGACUGUGGAAUUGGAAUUGAAGGCAAGGAGGGAAAGCAGGCUUCCCUAGCAGCUGACUUCUCUAUCACGCAGUUUAAACACAUAGGCAGGCUGCUGAUGGUGCACGGUCGAAACAGUUACAAAAGAUCAGCAGCGCUUGGUCAAUUUGUCAUGCACCGAGGCCUUAUUAUUUCAACUAUGCAGGCUGUGUUUUCAUCAGUCUUCUAUUUUGCAUCUGUUCCCUUGUACCAAGGAUUCCUAAUGGUAGGGUAUGCAACUAUAUAUACCAUGUUCCCCGUCUUCUCUCUAGUGUUGGAUCAGGAUGUGAAGCCAGAAAUGGCAUUGCUAUAUCCAGAACUUUAUAAGGAUCUCACAAAGGGAAGAUCUUUGUCAUUUAAGACCUUCCUCAUCUGGGUUUUGAUCAGUAUUUACCAAGGUGGUAUCCUGAUGUACGGAGCCCUGCUGCUGUUUGAGUCUGAAUUUGUACAUGUCGUUGCCAUUUCCUUCACUGCCCUAAUCCUGACCGAGCUCUUGAUGGUUGCCCUGACCAUACGAACAUGGCACUGGUUAAUGGUGGUGGCUGAAUUCCUCAGUCUUGGCUGCUAUGUGGCCUCUCUUGCAUUUCUAAAUGAAUACUUUGGUAUAGGCAGAGUGUCUUUUGGAGCUUUCUUAGAUGUUGCCUUUAUCACAACUGUGACCUUCCUGUGGAAAGUGUCAGCAAUCACUGUUGUAAGCUGUCUUCCACUUUACAUUCUCAAGUACUUGAAGCGCAAAUUUUCUCCUCCAAGUUACUCCAAGCUUACCUCAUAGAAGCAGUUAUAUCCGUAUGGUUUUUCACUCACACUGGUUGGCAAAUUGCACAUUCCCUGUGCUUUAGUGUCUAUGGAUUUAUGCUGGACAAAAGAAAUCUAAAAAAAAAAUAAUAAAAAAGCGAUAGAGUGAAUAGAGCACAAAAAGAGGAGGAAACUUCUGGCAGGUACAAUAACACAGAACUACACUAACAAGACUAUCAGAGAUAAACUAAAUUUUCUUCAUGUUGUUUGUUUUGUUUUUUUUUUUUUUUUACUUUCCGUUGGUAUGAUUAUAAAAUAAAACUGAAUUAGCUGUGACAAUGCUUCUGGAUGGUUUCAUUGCUACUGUAAAGGAUUUUUUCCUGCUGCACUAAUCUUCUACAAGUUGAAUUGAAAGUUUCGUUAUUUACAUAACUUCCCUUCUUUAAUU